Messenger RNA from Linum tenue, 1169 nucleotides. Lineage: Eukaryota; Viridiplantae; Streptophyta; Magnoliopsida; Malpighiales; Linaceae. The record is from the annotation of a GenBank genome assembly.
AACCGCUUUGCCCCUCUGGCCUCUGCAGCUUGCCAAUUGCCAUCACCUUCCCCUGAGGGUUUUAGGGCUUUGUUGAAGGGUUCGAAGUCGAACAAACAACAGCCUUGCUUCCGUAUCUCUCUCUACAACGCCACCGACUCCCGCCGCCGGGCAAGCUUCGAUACCACAGGUGUAAGGAAGCGAAAGAGCGAGUUGCUGCGGGAUGGCGUCGGUGGAAGAAGAGCAGAAGCCACUGGCUUACAUACCGGAGAUUGUGUUGAAGAAGAGGAAGCACAAGGAGGAAUCCAUAGCUCUCACGAGGAAGAAUCAGCUGGAGCUCGGGGCUCGUGCUGAGAAGAAGAGGAAAGUUCAUGAUAUCAAGCGGCCUGAGCACUUUGUCAAGGAGUACAGAGACAGGGAAUUGGAUCUCAUACGAAUGAAGCAGAGGACUAAGAGGCCAAAGACAAGCAAAUCUGCAGUGCCCAAGUCAAAGCUUUUGUUUGUGGUGCGGAUACAAGGAAAGAAUGACAUGCACCCCAAAGUUAGGAAGAUCCUUUACAGGCUCAAGCUGAGCAAAGUCUUCGAUGGUGCUUUCAUGAAGGCGAGUGAAGGAGUGUUAGAGAUGCUCAAAAGGGUGGAGCCGUAUAUUACAUAUGGGUAUCCAAGUGUUAAAACUGUCACUGAUCUGAUAUACAAGAAGGGUCAUGGAAAGAAGGAUAACCAGAGAGUCGCCCUGAUAGACAACAAUAUCAUUGAACAGCAGGCAUUAGGCGAGUACGGUAUUCUAUGUUUGGAAGAUUUGGUGCACGAGAUCACAACCGUCGGACCACACUUCAAGGAGAUCAAUACCUUCUUGGGACCAUUUUCGCUCAACAAGCCGAAAGAUGGGCUGCAAGGCAAGAAAGCAUUGUUCAAGGAUGGCGGUGACUCUGGAAAUCGUGAGGAUAAGAUUAACGACUUGAUCAGUAAGAUGAAUUAGCCUCGACUGAGUCUUUGCUUGUAUGUUUUAACUGCACUCUACCUAAAGUAUGCAGAGCUGAAAGCAAAAAUUCAAACUCAUCAGGCUUGUAUCACAGAUUUUUGUCUACUGCUUUUCUACACUUGCUUGGAUGCUCUCUUGUGUUCCGUCCGAGUUGUUUAAUGGAAAUAGUCAGAUUGUCAUGUUUGUUCUCAACUACCCAUAUUUUGCA